Molecule: messenger RNA, 2448 nt
Organism: Eleginops maclovinus (Patagonian blennie)
Lineage: Eukaryota; Metazoa; Chordata; Actinopteri; Perciformes; Eleginopidae
Gene: slc7a8b
Product: solute carrier family 7 member 8b
Exons: 12
Coding region: 225-1811 (528 amino acids)
Biological process (GO): neutral amino acid transport; amino acid transmembrane transport
Cellular component (GO): membrane
Molecular function (GO): L-amino acid transmembrane transporter activity; neutral L-amino acid transmembrane transporter activity
Source: RefSeq, a predicted model, not a curated record
GACAAAUUGGACUGCGCUGAUUGGUUGACAAUAACUAGCUUUUCUAUUUAUCGAGGCUAUCAGCUGUAGGUCUUUUGUUAUAAAGGGCAGCCGACAGAAUAAUGCCGAACAUGAAGUCCGUCACUUAACAGGGAGCUGCUUUCAGGGGGUGUACAAGUCACUGCCGGGUGCCUAACAGGUGGGUUAAGUAGGGAGGCGCUGCCCACAGAAGAGGGAGACAGAGGAUGGCCGAGGGUCCGAGGAAGCGGGGCAGCAGCUGUAGCGGCGGGUGCAGUCACUCUGAGCCCGCAGACACACAGCCGGGAGCGGGGAAAGAUGAAGAAGGCUGCAUCGUGGCUCUGAAAAAAGAGAUCGGCUUGGUCAGCGCCUGUGCCAUCAUAAUCGGCAACAUCAUUGGAUCAGGGAUCUUUGUGAGUCCUAAAGGGGUCCUGGAGAACGCUAGCUCGGUGGGCGUGGCCAUCAUCGUAUGGGUUACCACCGGAGUUAUCACGGCCAUCGGGGCCCUCUGCUACGCCGAGCUAGGGGUGACCAUCCCCAAGUCGGGGGGAGACUACUCCUACGUCAAGGUCAUCUUUGGAGACCUGGUUGGGUUCCUGCGGCUGUGGAUCGCUCUGCUGGUUAUGUACCCCACUAACCAGGCUGUGAUCGCUCUCACCUUCUCUAACUACAUCCUGCAGCCUCUCUUCCCCUCUUGCCUCCCCCCAGACAGCAGCCUCCGCCUGCUGGCUGCCGUUUGCCUGUUGUUGUUGACAUGGGUAAACUGCUACAGUGUGCGCUGGGCCACACGUGUCCAAGACAUCUUCACCGCUGGCAAGCUUUUGGCCCUGGCUCUCAUCAUAAUCAUGGGAAUUGUCCAAAUAUGCAAAGGUCACUAUUACUGGUUGGAACCGGAACACGCCUUCGAGACGUUCAAAGACUACAGUGUGGGUCAGAUAGCUCUGUCCUUCCUACAAGGAUCCUUCGCUUAUGGAGGCUGGAACUUCCUCAACUACGUCACAGAGGAGUUGGUUGACCCGUACAGGAAUCUCCCUCUUGCGAUCUUCAUCUCUAUCCCCAUCGUCACCUUCGUCUACGUGUUUGCCAACAUAGCCUACAUCACCGCCAUGAGCCCGCAGGAGCUGCUGGCCUCCAACACUGUGGCAGUGACUUUUGGAGAGAAGUUGCUCGGUGUUAUGUCAUGGAUCAUGCCCAUCUCUGUGGCGCUCUCCACAUUCGGGGGGGUCAACGGCUCCCUCUUCACAUCGUCGCGGCUGUUUUUCGCCGGAGCGAGGGAAGGCCAUCUCCCACGUCUGCUGGCCAUGAUUCACGUCAAACGCUGCACCCCCAUCCCUGCCUUAGUCUUCACUUUGAUAUCCACUCUAGUGAUGUUGAGCACCAGUGACAUUUACACCCUCAUAAACUACGUGGGCUUCCUCAACUACUUAUUCUAUGGCAUCACCGUCGCUGGGCAGAUUGUCCUGCGCUUUAAAGAGCCCAACAGGUAUCGACCCAUCAAGGUGAGCCUGAUAUGGCCGGUGAUCUACCUGCUGUUCUGGGCCUUCAUGCUGGCCUUCUCCUUCUACUCUGAGCCUUUGGUCUGUGGAAUCGGUCUGGCUAUCAUGAUGACCGGCAUCCCUGUCUACUUACUGGGAGUCUGCUGGAAAAAGAAGCCACAGUGUGUUGAUAGUUGGAUGGGUAAAGUUACUCAUCUGUGCCAAAAGCUUUGUUCGGUGGUCUAUCCGGACAUGGGGGACAACGUGGAGCCCCAAGGGUCUCCAAACAAAGAUGGAGAUAAGGAAGAUGGAGGAAGCCCUCUGCCAGCUGAAUCUUGAUAAUAUGCAAAAACAAUACCCAACAAUGCCUCAGGAGGGGCAAAAAGGCACUUGGGGAAAGACUCUUGGAAAGAAGAUCAUUAUGCAAUUGUUGUUCCAGACAUUGGGACGGGCACAGAUGCGUUGUUGAAAAGUCACUGAUGUUUAACUUGUGAAACACUGAACAUGAAAUUAUGACAUUUUUUUCACAUUGGAUUUAAAAUGUUGUAUUUAUUUGGUAUUCGAGGUUGGGAGACUAUCGGAAAAUAUUUUAAUAUGCAAGUUGUUUGUAUUGUCAAAAUCUGUGUUUAUUAUCACCUCACUAUUGUAACACUAAAAUUAGAUUUUCCAGGUGGAAUAAUGGGUUUUAUUCACAUUGGAGUACAUAUUGUUAUAUGGAAAAGUAUUUAAAUAAUUCAUUUAAAUGUUCCCUUUUGAAUUCGUACAGAGGUUUGGCUUUUUGAACUCAACAUUAUUAUUUUCCUUGACCAUGCACCUUUUCCUAAAAAAGGAAAACGUGUCCAAUUGGGCACUGAGUGGAAAGAACAGAAACGGCUAUUUCCAAUUUUCUUAAUUUAUAAAUUAACAGAAGCUUUUGCUUGAAAAUAAAAUAUUACUAUAAGUAACCCAAUGCAUAUUAAGCAUGUGGUUAACGUAA